GGGUUAGAGGGUUGACAAAAACAAAAACAAACAAACAAAAUGAAAAAAAUAUUCAAAACCCUAUGAAAUGAACGUGCCGCGAAAUUCACCACCGGCGAUGAACAUUCCUCACCGGAAUCUUCUAUGAAACUAAAACCAUUCUAUCUCCGUUCAUUUUUCUUCUCCCCAAAACUGAUUCAAACUCCAUUCACAUUUUCCAAUUCAUCAUACAAAUGUUUCUCAACCAAUCACACAAGGAAACCACCACACUGCUUCGACGACGCCGUACCCGGAACCAGCGCCGUCUACAAUCACGCUCUCAAAUUCCAGCGUCCUCCUACUAUCAAAUGGAAACCGCACCUAGAAAACACCACCACCUUCAUCGGUUCCGUCACGCGUGAACUCAAGCGCGUCAACUCAAACACAUUUGGAUUUCACACUACGAUUCGUGUUCGAAGUUCUAACAAACCUAAUAGCUCUUCUUUUUGGGUGCUGCUUAUGAUGUGGAACGAUGUUGCUGAAUUUGCUUAUCAACAUGUGAAACCAAAUCAUUUUAUUUGUGUAUCAGGUUGUUUGGCGACUUACGAUGGAGAGAGGGGAUUGUGUUAUAAGCUAAUUGUGAAUGAGUUAGAGUUUGUUACUCAAAGUCCGGGCUAUGGAGAGCAUGAGAAAGAAAUUAAAUUUGGAGCGGGUAACCAGUUAUCUGAUGGGAAUCAGCUUCACCUUUGGCAAGUGUUUUUCGCCAGUCCAAAUGAAUGGUGGGAUCGAAGAAAGAACAAGUUAAAUCCAAAUUCGCCUGACUUUAAACACAAGGAUACAGGGGAAGCUCUCUGGCUGAGUAAACAUAAUCCACCAUGGGUUACAAGACAACUUGAAUUACUUGACUUAAAAUUUUCAGGAGGAUUUGCAGGUCGUCGACCACGUCUCACAUCUUGGGUUUACGAUGAAUAGCUGAAAUUAAUUAAAGAAGACAACUGUGGCAAUUAACCUCUAAACUUAUGUGUCAUAGCUAUUUGUAUUCACCAUUUGGAGCGAAAUUUACAGCAUAGUGAAAUUGAAAUCACUAUGAUUAUGAUAUUCUCUAGGCCACACACAUAUCAGUCCUAUUGAGUUUCUUCUUAGCUCAUAAUCAGUUUAUUUAUCGUGAAAAUGAAAGAAAGAAAACCUUGAUAGUUAGUAUAUUUAGCUAUUUUUACGGCAGCCCGUUGUAUCAUAUUUGUCUGGAGUGACAUGUUUUGUAAAGGUACAUUGAGUAGAACAGUAAUGGAGUACCUCUAGAGCCAGAACAUGUCUUAAGGUGCAUAGCGUGAUGACAGGUUUAUUUGCAAAUUAACCACCAAUGAAAAGUGUUUCGCCUCAAUUUUUGGAUGCUGAACAUGGUAUGACAUAAAAGCGUUUGGAAAAUGCUCAUUUCAUCCUUAUGUCUUGGGAAAUGCUCAUUCCAUCCUUAUGCCUUCUUCUGCGUUACCAUGAAAAGAUUAAAAUGUCACCAGCACUCGGAGAUGCAUCUCUGGACACAUUUUUUACACACACAACUAAAAUAAAAAUGGUGAGAAACCCUUAUUUGGUAAAAGAUUGAAAGUGUAUCUUCUUAUGUACGAAAGGUUGAUUCGGAGAUGCAUCUCCGAAAAGCCCCUUAAUUUGCUAGUCAGUGAGCUUUAUGGAGAUGCAUCUCCGAAUAAUGUUCUAUUAGAUUAAAACAAAAACAGACUUAAACAACAAGUUCGGAACAUUGCAACAUUCUUAUAAUAUUGUCGGCUGAUCUUUGAAUCGUUGCAUCCAUUUUAAUCCGACCCUUUGUUGAAUAAUAGUAAAAGGUAUUCUACAUCACCUUCAAAUCAUGUCUUCAGAACUGUAUUUUUCUUUCGUUGUUUAUCGAGGGAGAAUAACACUCGAUCUUGACAACUCUCCGAACUUUUCGGGAUAUUGCAGAAGAGUAUUUAGUUUGAUUUUCAUAUAGACAAGAUGUAUGUCCUUGCAUAUUCGAAAUUGAAGUGGAGUGUUGUGUCAUUAAAAUACACAAAAGCAAGAUGAGGAUAUGUAGACAUUCUAGUUUGUGUAAAGAAAAUAGAAUAGAGAUCUUAUUUAUAGAAUUUGUAGAGCAAUAAGGAUUUCAUAUACAUGAUCAAGUCUCUAUGAAUGUUAGACGGUAGGCUACGAUCUAGAGGGAGGGGG
Molecule: messenger RNA, 2154 nt
Organism: Vicia villosa (hairy vetch)
Lineage: Eukaryota; Viridiplantae; Streptophyta; Magnoliopsida; Fabales; Fabaceae
Product: protein OSB1, mitochondrial-like
Exons: 4
Coding region: 124-930 (268 amino acids)
Biological process (GO): mitochondrial DNA replication; positive regulation of helicase activity
Cellular component (GO): mitochondrial nucleoid
Molecular function (GO): single-stranded DNA binding
Source: RefSeq, a predicted model, not a curated record